ACAUUUGAACAAGAAACAAAUGAAGUUUUAUGCCGGCUGAACAGGGGAGGGGAAAAAUCUGUUUAUCACGAAGGUGGGCAGAGAAUAAUAAUAAUAUUAUAGGUAGAUAAUUUGAGCCGUUAAACAAGAACGUGCCCACAAUGGUGCAAGUUCGCAACGAUUUCACGGCAUGGGACUAUGUGGUAUUCGCCGCAAUGCUGGGGGUGUCUAUGAGUAUCGGAGUCUUUUUUGCUUUUCGUCAACGGAGGCAGGAGUCACAGGGAGACUACCUGAUGGCUAGCCGUAGUCUGGGCAUCAUCCCUGUCUCCAUCUCCAUCCUCGUCUCCUUCAUGUCCGCCAUCUUGAUUCUGGGCACUCCGGCAGAGAUGUACAGGCAGGGUGCUGAGUAUAUUGUGUCUCUACUCGGCACCGUUCUCGGCAUAUUUAUUGCUGUCUUCCUGUUUGUCCCACUGCUCUACCCUCUCAAGAUGACCAGCGCAUUCGAGUACUUGGAAAGACGAUUUAACUCCAAACUGACUCGACUUAUUGGAACGUUCAUCAUGAU
Aplysia californica (California sea hare) is the source of this 544-nucleotide messenger RNA. Its product is annotated as sodium-coupled monocarboxylate transporter 1. Gene Ontology annotation, molecular function: symporter activity. Gene Ontology annotation, biological process: sodium ion transport; transmembrane transport. Lineage: Eukaryota; Metazoa; Mollusca; Gastropoda; Aplysiida; Aplysiidae. The record is from RefSeq and is a predicted model, not a curated record. Gene Ontology annotation, cellular component: membrane.